AUGGAGAUUCUCGAGAGGGAAGGUCACAGCGGUCCCCCGUUAGUAGACCAUCUGCCGAUUCCCGAGACGGAGGAGCUGCUGCUCCACCCGCCUCCCGACUUCCACGCGUCGCACGACGGCGCUUUCUCCCCGCAUUCGGUGCGCUCGCCGCGCUCCUCGCCGCUACAGCAGUACCCCUCCCCCCCCGCCAGGCGCGCGCGGGGGUCGCGCGGGCAUUAUAGCGAGAUUAGCGAGGAGGAUUAUAGCGAGGAUGAGGACAACGAUGGGGAUAGCCUUCUGGAUCCGUCCGGCAAGCGAGGGAAGCAACGUCGACCGUUCGAUUUGGAUUUAGAUCGACCCCUGGGGUCGAGUUCGCUUCCUUACCCCUUCUCUCUCCUUUCCUCGUAUUCUCCUUCCUCGCUCUCGUCGCUCUGCUCCGAUGCGAUUUGGCUCAGAUGGCCCGUAAUCGCAGCCGUUGCAGUAAUCAUCCUCGUUAUAAUCUUCCUCACUUCCCCUGCAGCAGUGUCCCCCACCACAACUACACCCCCAUCGGACGGCUCAGAUUCACUCUAUCCGUCUGAUCUGGACGGCACAGGAACCGGUUCAUCGCGAGAACCUAGAGGUUACCAUCCCUUACCAGUCGACUCGUUUAAAGGCGUAGACGCGUCCACGCUAGAUCCGUCAACGUUCCCCUCAGGCGGACGGGGAGCGGGGGGAGGUGACUGGGGAACCGGCGCUGGCGGAAACUGGGGUGGCGGAAAACCGGGGGAAGACCCGCAGGAGGGGCUGUAUCCGGACGCGAAGCCCGGGCGCGGAGGGGGGAGAUGGGGAAAAGCGGCCGGGGCGGCAGGCGCGGGCGGCGGGGGACAUUUUGGGGAAGAGGCGGCGGAAGUGGAAGAUUAUAGGGACUCCGCGGGGGUGGGGCGGGAGGGGGAGGUGGUGGGGGGGGAUUUGAAGCGGAAGAGGAGCCGAUUGGAUGACGAGGUGGUGACGUGGCGCGGCGCGCCGUGGAGAUUCGACGUCGGUGAUUGGCUGAGCAGCUGCAAUGGGGAGUCGGGGGUGAUCAAGACCGUGGAGGUGGGUGCUGGGGGGAAUAAGGAGGGAGGUGGGACUGGGGGAAGGGGAGGGUGCGGGGGGAGGGCUUCGAGGGGAGGGAAGCAAGGGGAGGAAUCGGACUGGGUGAA
Messenger RNA from Closterium sp. Naga37s-1, 1163 nucleotides. The record is from the annotation of a GenBank genome assembly. NCBI's taxonomy places the organism in Eukaryota, Viridiplantae, Streptophyta, Zygnematophyceae, Desmidiales, Closteriaceae.